Molecule: messenger RNA, 1299 nt
Organism: Trichoderma atroviride IMI 206040
Lineage: Eukaryota; Fungi; Ascomycota; Sordariomycetes; Hypocreales; Hypocreaceae
Molecular function (GO): oxidoreductase activity
Source: RefSeq, a predicted model, not a curated record
CUCACGAGUUUGAUGAUUUCUGAGCCCAUGUUAAAGUUCCGAUCCAUCACCUCUCUCUUACAAGUCAAUUCACAUCAUCAGCCAUGGCCGAAGCACAAGAGGCCAAAAUCCCCGUCGCCGCGAAAGAGGCCCGGCGCCUCGUCCAGGACAUCCUCAAAGGCAACGGCGUGUCCCCAGACAAUGCGGCCACUGUAGCGCGGUGUCUCGUGGCAGCGGAUCUGCGAGGCGUCGACACGCACGGCAUGAACCGCAUCCCGUCGUACAUGGAGCGCAUCCGCCAGGGCGUUUUGGAUGCUGGAGCACAGCCCGAGCUGAAGCAGGUGACGCCUGUGGUUGCGCAGGUCGAUGGGCGCAACGGCUUUGGCUUCGUGGCCGCUCACAUGGGCAUGGCGGCGGCCAUUGAGGCGGCAAAGGUCUACGGCAUUGGGCUCGCCAGCGUCAAGCACUCGAACCACUUUGGCAUGAGCGCGUGGGUCGUGCAGCAGGCGCUGGACGCGGACAUGAUGAGCCUCGUCUUUACAAACUCGAGCCCUGCGCUGCCGGCGUGGGGGGGCCGCGAGAAGCUCAUGGGCGUGUCGCCGAUUGCGUGCGGCGCCCCGGGUAAAGGAGAGGGAGACAUGCACGACUUCAUCCUGGACAUGGCGCCGUCGGUGGCGGCCCGGGGCAAGAUUUACAAGGCAAAGCGAAGAGGCGAGAAGAUUCCGCUGGACUGGGCGCUGGAUGCCGACGGACGGCCGACGGACGACCCCGAGGCGGCGCUGGGCGGCGUGAUGCUGCCGAUGGGAGGACCAAAGGGCUCGGCGCUGGCCAUCAUGAUGGACGUCUUCUCGGGGGUGCUCUCCGGCUCUGCGUUUGCAGGGCAUGUGACGAAUCCGUACGACCCGUCGAAGCCGGCCGACGUGGGCCAUUUCCUAGUUGCCAUCAAGCCGGACCUGUUCAUGGAUCUCGCCGAGUUCCGGGAGCGCAUGCAGUAUCUGUACGAGCGGGUGGUUGGGUCGCAGAAGGCGGCGGGCGUGGAGAGGAUAUACUUUCCGGGGGAGAUUGAGCAGUUGACGCAGAGGGAGAGGGAGAGGACGGGGAUCCCGCUGGUGAGGGCCGAGAUUGAGGCGUUGAAUGAGGAGGCGCGGAGGGUUGGGGUUGCUGGGCUGGAGGUGUGAUGGGAUUGUGGUUGAUGUGAUGAAGUUGCAAGCUUUGUUGUAGACGAUAUGAUCUUGAAGUUGCUUGUGUGUAUGUAUGUUAUACGCGUGUAAGACACCACUAUUGAUUACAUGUAAGCUAGCAAUUCAUUCCCCGCAUCCC